AUGUCAGAAGUAGAAUCGUCGUUGGAUGGGCUCAACAAGAAGUAUUUGACCUUGGACGGUGCAAUUUCUACAGAUAAUGUUUUCCAAGAAUUGAAAAACCUGGCUGGUUUCCAAAGCAAUGUAAUUGCAGGCCACGCAUACAAUGUUGCAGGCUGGAGAUGGUAUGAUAAUCACGUAGCUUUGUUAGUCAAUUUGCUUAGAUUCUACGUUUUAUCCGAUCUCGACGAACGUUCUAAGCUAUCUACGGGUAAAUUUCCGGUGUAUGAUGAUGGACAUGUUAUCAUCGAUUUAAAUGAUACUUUGCCACUUGAAGAUAAGGCGAUUAACUGGACAUGGCCUGGUAGAAGGGUUGAUGAGAGUUACCCAUACUGGAAUCCAAUGACCGAAUUUUUGCCUGUCACCGAUGAUCCGCAUAUCGAUUGA
Debaryomyces tyrocola is the source of this 423-nucleotide messenger RNA. Lineage: Eukaryota; Fungi; Ascomycota; Pichiomycetes; Serinales; Debaryomycetaceae. The record is from the annotation of a GenBank genome assembly.